CACUGUUCAAAGUUAAGAAAGUUUCCCGCACCAAACCGUUUCAAGGUCUUCUGACUCAAAACUCUUUUCAAAAUCAUCCAGACAUGUGUGUUUGGGUAGUAAAUAGUUUUUUUUUCUCUCAAAAGUUUAUUUAAUAAAAGCCCAAGGCCCAACACGCUUACAAGGCCUACACAUAUUAAGCCCAACUAAGAACCCAAAAAAAAAUCUCAAGCUCAAGACAUGUCCUAGGCCCAAGAGAGAAACGGAUGUCGGCUGCAUUCCAUCGCGAUCCACAGCAUCACCGCCGCCUCGACUACCACCGGAGAACCACCCACCGAUUCACCGAGCCACACCGGAGCUCUUAGACUCCACACCUUCUUCACUGCGAUUGCCAACCCUCCCAGGUACGCCUAAUCUCGGAGAGAAUCAAUCGUGACCGAGAUCUCAUCCGCUAUAGUUCAAUACAGGGACCAAGGAGGAGGCUUCGCUCAAACAUCAACCUUUCCACCGAGAGCUUUCAUCGUCCUCCGACAAGAUCUCAUCCAACAAACCCGAACCAACUUCACUUAACAAGUGAACAACAACAAAAAUAAUCGAAAGAAACUAAACCCUAGAAAGGAACUAAGGGGCCAGAAGCCGGCAACAAUGGAACUGUAGGAGUCUCCACGUUCCGGAAGCUUAGCCGACGCCACGGAGCUGAAGAAGCCUCCACAACCCGGGAACUUUAUCGGCGAUGCAAGAGCUAUAGGAGCCUCUACAUCCCGGAACAAAAACAACGCUGAAAUGGAGAUAUGACUGUCCUACCUCCUCGCCGCGAAUUCAGAGGAAGAAGAGUUGCAAAGAACCGAGCUCUUCCCGGAACAAAACCCUAACCCAGAUCCGCGCGCAUGUCAAAGAGAAUCGACAGAUCGGAGCAACCACACGAGAACUUGAACGGAAUGACAAGGAAGAGAGCCAUCGACGCCGGUACGCGCUCGGACGCGUCACCGUAAGCGUCACUGGCUGCCUUACACUCUUUCUAUCUCUCUCUGUCUUUGCUUACCACUAGGUCGUAAAUAGUUUACUUAUAUGGAUGUUUUUAUAAUAAACACUAUUCAUACUGCAUUUUUUAUUUUACAAAAUACAAAUAGUUUGUUUAAAUAACAGGGAUAGAAUAUACAUACCAUAACCCUAUUUGAUGCGAUGCAGAUCCCUUUUUUUUUUAAACACUGGUAGUUCUAUUAAAACAUGAAACAGAUUACAAUAGCCCGGCGAUAAACAAUCCCGAGAAUCAAAGUCCAGCGAACAACACAAAGUCCCUGGAAAAUUAAACCCACAUAUGGGAGUCUACAUGAAAACCAUAAACAACACCCAUAACUAGUACAACCUAAAAACAGAUCAAAUGAAAUCCAGAAACUUCAAUGAAAGAAACAUGCAAGAGACAUCAACAAAACACAUUUGAACAAAGACAAAUCGCAGAAGCAAUCUUGGCCAAACCCACGACUUGCGAAUCCUCCUAUAGUGAAUAGCCCAAGCAAUUUAAGAACAAAGCUUCAAACACCAGCAAGACAUAAUCACUUCAUGAUCGAAAGUCUUCAACCGGAGACGGCUAUGACGGUAAGAAACCGACUUGAGAAACCAGAAGGAAGCUUGAAUGGAGAAAGAUCUCGAUCAGAUCUAUUGAUUAAUGACAAGGAGCGAAACAGAACAUCUCUAGAUUCAAACAGUCUCGAAGGACCGAGAAAGAAGAAGAUCGAUACUGAGAUGAACCAAAGGCUUUGGAAUCAAUCAUGCAUGUUCUUCAAUCAGUUACUGGAUUCGAAACAAAAGCGGAUCUGAGUGAAGAGAAAGUGAGAGCAAGGUUGACUAGUUAAUGCAUGCAUCAGAUGCUCAACAAACUCUCUUAUUCUCUCCGAAAAUGACAAAACGCUAGAUCGAAAUCUAGAAGGAAGUCAAACCCAAUGAGAGAAUAAGAUCCAAAAAGAGAGCAUGGAAGACAAAGAGAGACAGAUUCCGACUCCAGCUCUAAGUGAGCAGCCGGAGUCGGCUAAACGGAAAAGCGACAGAAACAACCAGAAGAACUAGAGAGAAGGCGGAGAGAAUGAAGAGGAGAGAGAGGUUUAUAUUGUUUUCCGAUGCAGAUCCCUACUAUUUCUUAGAUAGUAGAUAUUUAUUACUUUAUAGAAUCGAGUGACAUCCAGACGUAAUUUUGCCCUACCCUCAUAUAUGGGUUAUUUUGCCAAUAACUGAGUUUUUUUUCUUCUGAUAAACCAAAAGAAUAUAGCAAUAAACCUAAGGAAUAUAGCAUUCUAUUCUCGAAAUUCAGUGUAUGAAAUUUGUGUUAUAAACCUGUAAGUUUUACCUCUCCAUGAAGCUGGUUAACGGUAUGAUAAAUUAAGUGGUAUAUGCGCCAUUGUAAAGGUGGACACUACUUAAAUUCUUUUAAAAGACUAACACAUACAAAGUUAGUAUAGAUAAAUAAUUUAAAACAAAAUAUAAAAUAUGUAUCUGAUAUAAAUAGUAUAUAUAUAUAUAUAUAUAUAUAUAUAUAUAUAUUAGUGUUUAUCAUUUUUCAGCAUUUUGUAGUGAUUAUCCAAAAGAAAAAUAGUAUGACAAAUGAAAUUAAAAACAACAUCAACAAUACUUAACUUUAUUGUAAUAGAUGUGUAUAAUAGUAUAGACAUAUGAAUUAGAAACAAAAUAUACACAAAUUGUGUUAUAUUUUAUCUUUAUUUUUUAAAUAAAUAUAUAAUAUGAAUUAUUGUUAUUCUAGUCAAAACAAUUAACCUACCUUAAAAAUAUAUCUGUCUUUUCUAAAAGUACUAGUGAUGAAACUUAUUAUAUUUUAGUAUAUUUGUGAGAUUAAAUAUUUGAUUUUUAUAAGGUUGAAAUACAAAAAAAAAAAUAUAAGAUACAAAAAUACUUUGAAUAUUUUGGUCAACUUUUUAUAGUUUUUUUUUGUCAAUUAUUAAUGUUUUCUUAGUCAUUCAGCCUUAUUUCAGGUGUAUGUCCACCACUUAGAUAAAAAAAAAGUCCUCGGAGUUGAAUUAUAUUUUCAACAUCAUCAUUUACGGUUCGACUAUUAUCGAAAACGACCCGUGAAUUGAGAGUACCCGCGCAGAGAUCAUCCUCCUAGUUCCUAAGUCUGAACUCUUAAGUGUUUUCUUUAUUCCAAUGUUGAAAAUUCUAAUUUCAUUUCUCUUUAAAUUCAAAUUCACAUUCACUCGGAAAAAUAGUAAAAAAACAAAAAAAAAGAGUGAACACAUAAAUCAAAAACAUGUCAACUUUCCUCUGCUUCCUCUGGCUUACGCUACUUCUCUUAGUAACACUAAUCUUCAGGAAAAAGUUUAAAACCUCAAAACUAAACCAUCCUCCAGGCCCAAGAAAACUUCCUAUCAUCGGAAACUUACACAACCUCGAAGGAUUACCACACAAAUGUCUCCAAAAUCUCUCAAAAAUCUACGGACCGGUGAUGAAACUCCACUUCGGUUUUGUCCCUAUAGUCAUAAUCUCUUCAAAACAAGCAGCAGAAGAAGUUCUCAAAACCCAUGACCUAGAUUGUUGCAGCCGACCAGAAACCGUAGCGACCAAGAAAAUCUCUUACAACUUCAAAGACAUUGGAUUCGCUCCGUACGGGGAAGAAUGGAGAUCUUUGAGGAAGCUUGCUGUGAUGGAGCUACUCAAUUUGAAAAAACUCAACUCUUUUAGGUAUAUAAGAGAAGAAGAGAAUGACUUGUUCGUCAAGAAACUCUCCGAAGCUUCUGUGAAACAUUUUCCUGUGAAUCUGACAAAAGCCCUUUUCACUUUAAUCGCUAGUAUCGUGUGUAGACUCGCGUUCGGUCAGAAUCUUCACGAGUCCGAAUUUAUCGAUGAAGAUGGUAUGGAGGAAUUAGCGUCUAGGUCGGAGAAACUUCAGGGGGAGUUCGCUUUCUCUAAUUACUUUCCAGGAGGUUGGAUUGUUGAUAGAAUUACGGGUCAAAGCAAAAACUUAGAAGGAUUAUUCUCAGAGCUCGACGGUUUCUUUAACCAAGUGCUUGAUGAGCAUCUAAAGCCAGGGAGAAUAGUGUUAGAGAGUCCAGAUGUGGUAGAUGUGAUGAUCGAUAUGAUGAAUAAACAAGGCGAAGAUGGUCAUUUUCAGCUCACUACUGAUCAUAUCAAAGGAGUCAUCUCUGAUAUAUUUCUUGCCGGAGUAAACACAAGUGCUACGACCAUACUUUGGGCAAUGACUGAGCUAAUAAAAAAUCCAAGUGUGAUGAAGAAAGUGCAAGAGGAGGUUAGGACAGUACUUGGAGAAAAGAAAGAGAAAAUCACAGAACAAGAUCUUAACCAACUUAGCUACUUCAAGCUAGUGAUCAAAGAGACAUUCAGAUUACACCCAACAGCUCCACUGUUAGUACCAAGAGAGACAAUGUCACCAAUCAAGAUUCAAGGCUACGACAUUCUCAAAAAGAACCAGAUCAUGAUCAACGUGUACGCGAUAGCACGCGACCCGAAAACUUGGGAGAAUCCGGAUGAGUUUAAACCGGAAAGAUUUGCUGAUAGUUGUAUUGAUUACAGAGGACUAAACUUCGAGCUUCUGCCCUUCGGUUCUGGUAGGAGGAUUUGUCCCGGUAUGACGAUGGGGAUCGCGAUGGUCGAAUUAGGAUUGUUGAACUUGCUUUACUUCUUUGAUUGGGUACUGCCUGAGGGAACAACAGUGAAAGAUAUAGAUAUGGAUGAAGAAGGUGCCCUUAUUAUUGGCAAGAAAGUUCCUCUUGAACUUGUGCCAACGCGCCAACAUUAACAAAUUGAAAAAAGAAACUUAUCUUAAAAUAAGAGAAAAUACUUUUUUUUCUCUCUAUGCUAGUUAUGUUGUAUUUCUAGGAUCCGUAAGUGCAUACAUCUGCUUCGAAUGUUACGAACCGCCCGCCCCGCACUGCAGUUAACAGUAACAAAAAUCUCUACAUAUACCAUAUAUCAAUACGUUUUUAUAACUGUUAAAACUGCACCGUAAUUAAACCGCUUGUCUCGCACCGCUCAAACCACAGUUACCAUUCGGAGCCUUAAUUUUUAUUGCCGGGGUAUUAUAUAUAUAUAUAUAUUUAAUACCAUAUAUAGUUAAUAAAUGUAUGAAGGUUUGAUGUUGAAAACGGAGACUACCUGGAAGUUUAGUUUAUUCUUUUAAGUAUAUUUUUUGAACACCGAUUAUUCUUUAACAAGAUAAGAUAUGAGCCCGUGGCGUUGCAACGGGUUUUGUUUGAUGUUUUAGUUUAAUUAAAACUAUAAAAUAAUAAAUUGUUUUAUUAUAGUUUUAUGAUUUUUUUUUUGCAUAUAUUUUUUGAGAUUUAUUUUAUAAUUAAAAACUGUUUUACACAUAAGUUCAAGUUAAUAUUUGUAUUUUAUAAUCAUGGUGCAUAGAUGAAUUGUUAUAAACUUUGUACUUAGAAUUAUACAUAACCGUUUAAACCGAACACAACCCAAAAUAAAAAAAUUGAAUAAAAAGUAAAAAGAAAUGAAAGUCAAUGACAACAUUAUACAUGUUCUUAUGUAUUAAUUUAAUGUUUUAUUAAAUAAUUCUUUAAAUUUUUAUUUUGUUAAUAUUUUUUUAAAAAAGGAAAACAUUCUAUUUUAUAAAUAUAUUUUUAUUUAAAAUUAAAAAGAUAAAAAUAAUAAUUUCAAAUACUUACAAUUUUGUUUAAGAUUUUAGAAAAGAAAAAUUACUGUCAUAUAAUCUAUUACAUUUUAAUCUCUUAACUUUCUAUACCGGUCCGACUGAAAAUGUUUUUAUGCCAAACUUUUUAUAAAUUACAAAUCUAAGCGAUUAUCUAAAAUCAACUCUCAAAGUUUAAGGGUGCGAUCAUACUAUCACUAAUGUACCGGAUCAUAUUAAGACUCCGCUGUUAAACAAGGUUGCCGAAAGUAGUAAUAUAAUAGGUGACCUUCUGAAAAAUCCUCGUGUUGCACCCCUUUACAUUUUUUUUAAAAAAAAGAUAUUAUUCAAAAAUAAAAGAAAAAACUCGAAAUAUUUCUAAAAGAACAUGUUGUAAAUCCCAAAACUUUUAACUUUGGAUAGAAUCUUUAGUGGUAGUAGUGAAGCUUAAGGCCAACUCCAAUGGGACACCAAAACACCAAAUUUCGUGUGAUUUCAUUUUCAACAAGACACCAAAAAUGAAAUCAUCCUAUCAAAUUUAGUGUAGAGUAAAUAGUGUUACACUAUUCAUCACACCAAAUAUUAAAUAUUGAUAUUUUAUUAGGUUUUAUUUAAUGAUAUUGUUCAUUAUUAUUAUUAAUCAGUUCAAAUUUGUAACUAAACAUAAAUAUAUUGCAUUAUUUUUAUUUUAAAAUUAUUUUUACAUAAUUAAAAUAUAUUUUUAUUUUAUUUUCAAAUAAGAAAUCACAGAGUGAUUAUUAUUAUUUUCUUUAUAUUGUAAAAAAAUAAAAUAUCAUAGAAAUUUUAUUUUUUAUUUUAUUUUUAAAUAAAACAUCACUAAAUGAUUAUUAUCAUUUACUUUAUCUUAUAAUGUAUUUUUAUUUAAAAUAUCGAUUAUAAUCUUUAUUCAAGUAAUGUUAGAUUUAAUAGUAAGUAAUUAAAACUUUAUGUAAUACUAUUAAACUAACCAAAAAAUAAAAUAACAUUCUUAUUUUUUAUUUUACAAUAUAGUUAAACUUGUAUUACUAACUAAUACAAAUUUUAUUAAAAUAAAUAAACAGUUUUGUUACGUGCUUUUCAUAAUUAAUAGUUUGUAAUUUUGAAUAUAAUAUAUAAAAUAAAUACAUAAAAUGUAUAAUAUUGUUAAACCAAAAUAUAGAUGUAAAUAAAUUUGAUAAAAAUAAUUUUACAAAAAAUAAACAAACAUAAUAUCUAAGUGUGAUAAUCAAUCAUUUAGCAAUUUUAAAUAAUAAAAAUAUAAAAAUUAUUAAAACUGAAAACUUCAAAUAAUAUGUAAUAUUAUCUUUGGUGUAAUAUUUGAUAUCAUGUUUGGAGAUGACAAAAAGAAUUUGACACUAAGGUGAUGAUUGUUUUGUUAGAUUCUAGAUUUUGGUUUUUGGUUUUUGGAUUUUGGUUUUUAGUUUUUAGUUUUUGGUUUUUGAUUUUGCAGUAGAUUUUGGUUUUUUGAAAAAAAAAUUGAAAACUGUCGUGAGUUUUUGAAAAAAACCACAAAAACUUGGAUUUUGGUUUUUCUUUGGAAAAAACAGUUAUUUGAAAAAACUAGUUUUCCUAAAUUAUAGGGAAUAUAUUUAUCUAAAAACUUGAUUGUCUAAAAAAUGGUUUUUAGAAAAACUAAAACCAAAAACCAAUUCAAAAACCACAAACAAUCAACCUCUAAAACACAAAAUUUGGUAUAAUUUUAACACCAAAUUUGGUGUAAUUUCAAAUGGUGAAAAAUGCCCUAAAAACCAAAAUGUCUUUUUCUCACAAAAACCAACCGAAAGGUCUUUUACUUUGUCAACUACGAGAUAUAGGUUCUUUUAGCAACAACAAAAAAGAAAGAAAACUACGAGACAUGGUUAUUUUACUUUGUCAACCGAAAGGUCUUUUAUUGUAAAAUAAUAUUUAUAUUUGGAUUAAUACAACUUCAGCGGAAAGUCCACCAACCUGAUUGUUAUAGAGCAUCUCUAAUAUAAACUUCUUUAAAAAAAAAAAUAGAUUAAAAGUAAAAAUGGAAUUUUACUUCAUUUUUCACUCCAUAACGGAGUGAUGAACAAAAAAAAAAAUAGAUUACUCCAUUUAUGGAAUAAAUUUCAUUAUGGAGUGAGAUAUAGAGUUGAGUUGAAGCAUUUCUCACUUUUACUUCAUUUUAUAGAAAAAAAUAGAGUUGAGAUGGAAAUGCCCUUACACUACCUUAGACAUUCUUUUGACUGAUUAUACUCUAGACUCUGUGAGAAUAAUACUAAUUACGUAUCUAUUUUCCUCUUUACACCUUUUCACUUUGUAAAAUUUAGUUUAAAAUAUAAAUAACUUUUUUGAUGUUACUAAAAAAUUAUAUCAAACAUAUUUUUAAUAUUUUAAAAUAAAUACUCUACUAAAUCAUUACUAUUAAAACAUAACCAUAACUUGGACAGUAUAUUGUAUGAUAUUGCCAAAUCUGAGUCUUUAUACUAACUAUGCAUCUUAAUAUGUCAUCUAAUAACUUAUUUAUUCAAUUUAUUUUUAACUACAUAAUUAAAUAGUUUUAAAAUAAAAUAAAUAAAAAAUAUUAAUAAAUAAAAAUCUAAGAGUAAUAAAAUAUUCUUGUAUUUUAAAAAUAUAUAUAUAUAUAUAAUUAUAUAAUUUCAAAAAUAUUUAAACAAAAGAAUAAAUAAAUUUUAUACAGUAAUAUAAAUUUAAAUUCGACUAAUAUACAAAACAUAAAUUUACAAAUUUAGUUAAAUAACUUAAUAUAUUAAGGGAGAAUUUCAUGUGAUAUUUUCAAAAUACAUUCUUCAUUAAGUGGCAAAUAAAGUGG
Messenger RNA from Brassica rapa (field mustard), 8384 nucleotides. RefSeq names its product cytochrome P450 71B23. The record is from RefSeq and is a predicted model, not a curated record. Gene Ontology annotation, molecular function: oxidoreductase activity, acting on paired donors, with incorporation or reduction of molecular oxygen; heme binding; iron ion binding. NCBI's taxonomy places the organism in Eukaryota, Viridiplantae, Streptophyta, Magnoliopsida, Brassicales, Brassicaceae.